Molecule: messenger RNA, 2061 nt
Organism: Toxotes jaculatrix (banded archerfish)
Lineage: Eukaryota; Metazoa; Chordata; Actinopteri; Toxotidae
Product: nocturnin-like
Exons: 6
Coding region: 434-1597 (387 amino acids)
Biological process (GO): circadian rhythm
Molecular function (GO): poly(A)-specific ribonuclease activity
Source: RefSeq, a predicted model, not a curated record
UGCCGCCCACAGUUUGGCAGUGGCUGUUACACCAGGAAUGUCUGACCUGUGUUUACAGCUCACACACACACACGCUGGGGAACCGAGAGUGGUCCUAAACCUCUGCUCGAGAACGGAGAACUUUCAGUCUUGCUGCAGGAAGUUUGGUGAUGAAAGACAGUGUUCCUGUGUCGCUCCUACCAGCAGAUGGCAGAAGGGACCAGGUUUCUGUCCGCUGUGACCUUGGCCUGCAGUUAGAGGGUCAAACGACCACCCAAAUUCCUCUGAACAAAAAGAUCCAGACACAUGCACACAGAGGAACAUUCCCUGCUUCUGCCUCACACAGUAUUAGGACCACAUAAAGACAAAGACAGACAGCUGGAAAACAAGGCAGCAGCUGCACGAGUGGAGCUAGAGCGAAAUCAUCAGUUUAUCCAGUAAAGAAGUGUGUCCGAUGGGUGGAGGAGCCACCAGACUGUACAGCGCUCUGACUCAGGCCCUCAGCAGCAGCUCUCCUCUCCCCCUCCCUCCGUCCCAUCUGGACGCCCACCAGCCUGCGGACACAAACCUGGAUCCAGAUUUCUGUCAGGAGCAGAGGGGGUCUCCUGUAUGUCCCCCUGAUCCGGUGGAGCUGCUUCGACAGUGUGAGGAGGCCCUCAGAGACAGACCACCUCGCUUCAACAGGAAGUUCAUUCACCUUAAUGAUGGAGACAGCGCCCCCAGCAGCCCCAUGAGGGUGAUGCAGUGGAACAUUCUGGCCCAAGCUCUGGGUGAGGGACUUGACAGUUUUGUCCAGUGUCCCCUGGAGGCCCUCACCUGGUCCCACAGGAAGUAUCUCAUCUUAGAGGAGAUCCUCACCUACCGACCUCAUAUCCUGUGUCUUCAGGAAGUUGACCACUACUAUGACACCUUCCAGCCGGUUCUGGAAGGCGUGGGUUACAGCAGCAGCUUCUGCCCCAAACCCUGGUCGCCCUGCUUGGAUGUGGAGGGCAACAACGGCCCCGAUGGCUGCGCUCUGUUCUUCGAUCAGUCGCGAUUCGAGCUCCUGGACAGCAUGAACAUACGGCUCUCUGCCAUGAGGAUUCCAACCAAUCAGGUUGCCGUGGUGACGCUCCUUCGUUGUCGGAGCACAGCGAGAUGCGUGUGCGUGGCUGUGACCCACCUUAAAGCCCGCUCUGGCUGGGAGUGGCUCCGCAGUGCUCAGGGCUCUGACCUCUUGCGACACCUCCAGAAUCUGGUCCAGAAACACUCCGGCGGCCCCGCGGGUGAUCCCACCUCUGACAUUCCUCUGCUCAUAUGUGGCGAUUUUAACGCCGUCCCAACCGAGGAGGUGUACCGACGCUUCAUCACAUCACCUCUCAGUUUGGACUCAGCCUAUAAGAAACUCAGCCAAGACGGUUUAACGGAGCCAGAGUACACAACAUGGAAGAUACGUCCUACAGGGGAAUGUUGUACCACUCUGGACUAUAUCUGGUACAGCCAGGACAUGCUGAGAGUGGACGCUGUGUUGGACAUGCCCACUGAGGAACAGAUUGGACCCAACAGGCUUCCAUCCUUUAGCUAUCCAUCGGACCAUCUCUCACUGGUUUGUGACUUUAGCUUUAAGGAGAAAGAAUGAGAAAGUGGUGAUGAGUCAGCUCAUAAGAAGGGACAAGGAGUCGAGAUGGGCUCCGGGCUGGGUUCACUCCACAGGCGGGCGUGAGGAUGAGAUGUCACGUAUGAGCGAAACGAAGAGGAUGAAGAGAAGAGGCCGAGAAACAAGAGUGGGAAGUGGAGAGGUCAGAUAACUACCUCCCCAAACUCUGACACUGCGCUUGUGUGUUGUCUACAACCUUCAUCUGUACUCACACAUCAUUUGCACAGUGAAACUAAUGAAUAGGAUGUGAACUUUUUGGUUUUUACUACUUUAUAAUAUUCCUACCAUCAAACUGUGUUUAAUUGAAACUGUAGUAAAUGUGCUCCACAGUGCCAGUGUACCACACAGUCACUGAGAAUAAAGUGUAUCUGCUGUUCACUUUUAUGGGUUUUGAUUACUGUUACUUGCUCUUUGCAGUGCCCUAAAAAAAUAAUAAAAAAAAUGAA